Messenger RNA from Clarias gariepinus (North African catfish), 2427 nucleotides. Its product is annotated as phospholipase ABHD3-like. The record is from RefSeq and is a predicted model, not a curated record. Gene Ontology annotation, molecular function: acetylesterase activity; monoacylglycerol lipase activity. NCBI's taxonomy places the organism in Eukaryota, Metazoa, Chordata, Actinopteri, Siluriformes, Clariidae. Bases 12 to 1226 code for a protein of 404 amino acids. Gene Ontology annotation, biological process: medium-chain fatty acid catabolic process; medium-chain fatty acid biosynthetic process. The transcript is spliced from 9 exons.
ACAUAAUAAUAAUGCCUUUAGUUAAAUCUAGUCUGUUGGGAGUGUGUGUGGAGUACAUCACAUCUACACCCUGUACUGCAGUUUUAGGCGCAGUUACAGCUUCAAUCUUGUUCUUGUAUGGCAGCAGGAAGGCUCAGGUGCCGAAGCUGGUGUGUUCUAAUGGAUUCCGAGGCUUCCUGCACACACACUGUCCCAUUGUGUCGGAGAGAUUUUGCCCCACACCCUGGUGCUGGGGCGGCCGAAUGCAGACGCUCGUACGCGUCUUCAUCAAGUCCUGCCCUGCUGUAACAUAUCGCAACGAGAUGAUCAGGACAGACGAUGGUGGUCAGCUCUCAAUAGACUGGGUGGAUAACACGGAUAGCACAAAGUACCCACAAUCCUCCUCUCGACCUACCGUGCUAAUCCUGCCCGGGCUGACAGGAAACAGCCAGCAGACGUACGUCCUGCACAUGAUCCAGCAAGCCACACGACAUGGAUACAGGUGUGUGGUGAUGAAUAACCGAGGUUUUGGAGGAGAAGAGUUGCUGACUCCUUUAACCUUCUGCGCUGCCAACACUCAGGACGUGGAAACCACAAUAAAUUACAUCAAAGCGCUCUACCCACAAGCCCCUCUGGUUGGAGCCGGGGUGUCUCUUGGGGGGAUGCUGUUGCUGAAUUAUCUGGCGCGUAAAGGAAGUGACUCGAAGAUGAUCGCCGGGCUCACCCUGUCCGUGAUCUGGAACUCCUUCGAAUCGUCCAAAUCGCUGGAGCAGCCAAUCAACAAGCUGCUUUUUAAUCGCCACCUCACCAGCAACCUGUGCAAAGCCAUCAUCAGACACAGAAAGAUCCUGGAGAAGAUCAUCGACAUAGACGAUGUGUUAAAGGCAAGUACAAUUCGGGAGUUUGAUGAGCGCUUCACAUCUGUCCUAUUUGGCUACAAGUCCUGCGUUGAUUAUUACCAGGACGCCAGUCCAUAUCACAAACUGUCCCAGAUGUCUGUCCCCGUACUGUGCCUCAAUGCCGCUGAUGAUCCCUUCUCCCCAAAACAUGCUUUCCCGGCAGCUCUGGCUCAGCGUUCACCGAACGUGGCUCUGUUAAUUACAUCACACGGAGGGCACAUCGGCUUCCUCGAGGGUCUUUUCCCACGCGGCGAAGGCUACAUGGAUCGGGUGUUCAGCCAGUUCGUCCGAGCCGUUUUUGAGCACCAGGAGGACCUUAAGGAGGCUUGCAGCAACACAGACCAGUAGCACAAACAUCAAAUUAACCACUAAAUGUUAAGCUUUAUAAUAUGUUAACCACUGAUACAUCUAUCUGUCAUAGAUAUCAGGUAUUGUGGUAGCAUAUUAACAAGAAGUUUCACUUAAAUUUAUUUAAUGUUUUCACCUUAUGCCAUGAAGGACUCUUAAAAGGGACCGAAGGACUGACACUCAAGCAUUAGUAGAAUGGAUAGGGAAGCCCAAUUUCCCAAAAGUGUUAGUGUUGAAAUUAUCUGGUAAAGAAUUGUAGUGCUGCAUCAUAAGUUUUUUUUAUGACAGUGAGAUUUAUCUUUUAUUUUUUAUGUUUUUUAAAUAAAAUGAUGUUUGUAAUUUCGGGAUUUUUCGUAUCAACUUUUACAAUCUGGGCAAACUUGACACGGCAUAUUUAGGAUUUUGUUUCUACGGUUGGUGAAAAUUUACAAUCUGUGAAACGCAUAGUAGAAGGAAUUCUGACUUAACGGGAACAAGUAAUUAUAAGGUGUUUAAAUGUGGAAGAAACAUUUAUUUUAAGGCCUUACAUAUUUCCCUAAAUAUUUGGUAUGCUGAAAAACUUAAUGGAAUGGCCUUGGUAUCUUUCGGAAAAAUAAUCAGAUAUUUUCAAUUAUAAUAAUCUUUGCCUUAAAAUCUUGGUCAUGGAGCACCUCAAGUCCCAAAAAGGUUAGAUUUUUCUUAUCUUGUGGGACCAAAUUAUUAUCUUGAACACAUACAGAUGACAUUCUAACCACAAAGAAAUCGCUUCUAUUGCAUUAAAGCGCUGAAAGCCUUCAUAAUGCAAAUCUACUCUGUAAAUCAAAAAAGUAUUAAUGCAAAUUAACCCAUCUGUUCACACAAAUUAUGGAAUCGCCCAAAUAUUGAUUAAGGCACAUUGCACAAUUGUGAAAAAAGGCAAUAAAUAUUAAAGCACUUAAUUGUAAUUGUACAGACCAUGUUGCUACCUCAUUACACUGAUUAAAAAGUGUUUUUAAAUAGAUUGAAUGACUUUUUUAUUAUAAUUGAUUGAAUUAUAAUUUGUAUUCUUUUGAUGUAUUAUAUGCACUGAUUUAUAAAUUUAUGAAAAAGUGUCCCCUUUACUAUCUGUUUCUGAAUCAGAUGUGUGUGUAUUGAUCAACUGGCUGAUCUGGGGCCAGUCAUCAAAACCAGAGAUUGACAAAAAAUUCUGUACUAAUUUCUCACAUAGUAUGUACUGCUUUAA